AAAUUAUACGGUGCAAAAUAACAUAAAAAAAGGGUUGAGAUAUUAUAUAUUUAUUUAAAAUUGAGAAAAUGAAGGUUUGAGAGUGAUGGAUGAAAUCAUAACGUUUCCUUAAAGUUUACUUAGAAAAAAGAAAAAGAAACAAAAAGAAGGAUAAGCAUAAGAUGGCCCCAAAUAGAAGCAAACAAAACCAAGUCUUCCUUCUUCUUCUCUUGUAUGGUUAAUUAUUCCCACCAUUCUCUCUCACUUCUCAACCAACUGCCCCCUUCUUCUUCCCUCUCCAUUUCUAUUAUCUUUUCAGUUGGUUCCAUUGUCUCAUUCUUUAUACCUUCUUCAUCUUCAAUCCAAUCCAAUCCAACAUGCCUCUUCUCACCUUUCUCCUUGUUCUUCUAAUCCCACUUCAUCUUCAUGUCCACGCCCGCUUCGUCGUCGAGAAGAGCAGCAUCUCCGUCCUCUCUCCCACCUCUCUCAAGUCCAAGCACGACGCUGCCAUAGCCAACUUUGGGAUCCCUGAUUAUGGUGGUUUCAUAGUCGGCUCUGUUUUCUAUCCUCAAAGAAGCGCUUUCGGUUGUCUCCCUUUCGAAGGCGACAAGUCUUUCAAGUCCAAGACCUCUCGCCCUACUGUUCUUCUUCUUGAUCGUGGAGAUUGCUACUUUGCGUUGAAAGUAUGGAAUGCUCAACAGGCGGGAGCGGCUGUAGUUUUAGUAGUGGACAGCAUCGACGAGUCUCUAAUAACCAUGGAUUCACCUGAAGACGGCACCGAAGCAGAUGGUUACAUUGAAAAGAUACAAAUUCCGUCUGCUUUCAUAGAGAAAUCACUGGGCACAAGCCUAAAAGAAGCAGCGAAGAAUGGUGAUGAUGUUGUGAUCAGAUUAGACUGGAGAGAGUCGGUUCCCUAUCCAGACAAUCGAGUGGAGUAUGAGUUUUGGACCAACAGCAAUGACGAAUGUGGGAGUCGUUGUAAUGAGCAAAUGGAUUUUGUCAAAAGUUUUAAGGGUCAUGCUCAGAUUCUGGAGAAAGGAGGUUACACUCAGUUCACGCCACACUACAUCACUUGGUAUUGCCCUGAGGCCUUUAGAUUUAGCAGCCAAUGCAAGUCUCAGUGCAUUAACCACGGUAGAUAUUGUGCACCAGACCCAGAGCAAGAUUUUGGAGUUGGCUAUGAAGGCAAAGACAUUGUGUAUGAAAAUCUCAGACAACUUUGUGUGCAUCGAGUUUCCAAUGAGACCAACCGCUCCUGGGUUUGGUGGGAUUUUGUUACAGAUUUUCACGUUAGAUGCUCCAUGAAGGACAAGAGAUACACCAAGCAAUGUGCCGAGGAUGUCAUGAAGUCUCUCGAUCUUCCAGUUGAUAAGAUUAAUGAAUGCAUGGGUGAUCCUGAAGCUGAUGUGGAGAAUAAGGUGCUCAAAAUUGAGCAAGAAAUGCAGAUUGGCCAUGGGGAUCGGGGUGAUGUUACAAUCUUACCCACAUUAGUGAUUAAUGAAGUUCAGUAUCGAGGAAAAUUGGACAGAACUGCUGUGCUGAAGGCCAUCUGUUCGGGAUUUAAGGAAACUGAGGAGCCUCCUAUUUGCUUAACUUCAGAUAUUCAAACUGAUGAAUGCCUUGAAAGGAAUGGUGGCUGUUGGCAGCUCCUACAACAAAACAUAACUGCAUGCAAGGAUACAUUUAGGGGACGAGUUUGUGAGUGUCCUAUCGUUAAUGGUGUUCAGUAUAAAGGAGAUGGUUACACUUCUUGUGAAGCAUAUGGACCUGCAAGAUGUACGAUUAACAAUGGCGGUUGCUGGUCAGAAACUAAAAAUGGAUUAACUGCCACAGCUUGCUCAAAUUCGGAUAUAAGUGGUUGCAAGUGUCCAUCUGGAUUUAGAGGUGAUGGCCAAAAUUGCGAAGAUGUUGAUGAAUGCAAGGAGCGUCUUACUUGUCAGUGUGAUGGUUGUAGCUGCAAGAACUUUUGGGGUGGAUAUCAAUGUAAAUGUAGUGGUAACCAAGUAUACAUGAAGGACCAAGAUACUUGUAUCGAAAAAAGUGGAUCAAAAGUUGGAAUGUUCCUCGUCUUUCUGGUGCUGGCAGUGGUCGUUGGAGGGGGAUUAGCCGGUUACAUGUUCUACAAAUAUAGGCUGCGGUCUUACAUGGACUCGGAGAUUAUGUCUAUCAUGUCGCAGUACAUGCCACUAGACAGCCAGAACAAGGUUGAAGCCCACAUUGAAACUGAAACGCUAAGACAAGGCGCAGUGUAACGUGAAAUGAGAAAAAAAAGAGGUGGAGUAAAAGUAUUCAACAAAGACAAGACAAUGGAAACGCAGAGAAGGCAAGAUGGAGCAUAGCAUACCGGAUACUUGAUACAUAGAUAGAAUGUGAAUUCGGCUCUUGUAAUAUCAUAAUGGUGGUACUGCUAUUGGUACCUUGGCUUGUCGACUUAAUUUACAAGUUGGAACAUUUUUCUUCAGAUCAUCAUUCAUCACAAUCUACACUUUCUUUCUUGUA
Benincasa hispida (wax gourd) is the source of this 2478-nucleotide messenger RNA. RefSeq names its product VACUOLAR SORTING RECEPTOR 6 (gene VSR6). NCBI's taxonomy places the organism in Eukaryota, Viridiplantae, Streptophyta, Magnoliopsida, Cucurbitales, Cucurbitaceae. Gene Ontology annotation, molecular function: calcium ion binding. The record is from RefSeq and is a predicted model, not a curated record.